This is a messenger RNA of Brienomyrus brachyistius, 2394 nucleotides long. It is a transcript of the gene klhl36, whose product is annotated as kelch-like family member 36. Bases 151 to 2028 code for a protein of 625 amino acids. Gene Ontology annotation, molecular function: cullin family protein binding. The transcript is spliced from 5 exons. Lineage: Eukaryota; Metazoa; Chordata; Actinopteri; Osteoglossiformes; Mormyridae. The record is from RefSeq and is a predicted model, not a curated record.
AUGUGACAGACGUUUAGUUGCGAUCGCGGUGAUCAUAGGAAUAAUGGGCGUCUAUAGUCCACCGCAGCCCGGUACAUAAUUCCUAAAUGGCAGAUAGCUACACAGGAAUGGUGGACGACCCAAGGUUUCAGGUAUCCCGUAGCGGAGGAGAUGGAGAUGGAGAUGGACGGGGGCAGGCAAACGCGGGUGUCGCGUCCGCAUAGGAUAAGCGAGUCCUCAAAGGUAUACCGCUGGGUGGAGCAGGCCGGCUGGGUGCUGCAGGGACUCAGCGAGCAGCGGCAGAGGGGUCAGCUGUGUGACGUGGUGCUGGUGGCCGAUGAGCAGCGAGUGCCCGCGCACCGCGCCCUGCUCGCCGUCUCCAGCCCCUACUUCCAGGCCAUGUUCACGCUGGGCAUGCGUGAGGAGCACCAGGCGGAGGUGCAGCUGGUGGGCGCCUCCUACGUGGGCCUCAAGGCGGUGGUGGACUUCCUGUACAGUGGGGAGCUGCCGCUGGAUGGGGGCAACAUUGACUACGUGCUGGAGACGGCGCACCUAUUGCAGGUGUGGCGCGCUGUGGACUUCUGCUGCGAGUAUCUGGAGAAGGAGGUGAGCGAAGACAACUACCUAUACCUGCAGGAGCUGGCGCUCCUCUACAGCCUGGAGCGGCUGGAGGCGUACAUCGACCGCUUUGUGCUGGAGCGCUUCGCCACGCUGUCGUUCACGCCUGACUUUCUGCGUGACGUGCGGCUGCCCAAGCUGACAGCGUACCUGGCCAGUGGGCAGGUGGAGCAUGAAGGCGAGCAGGCCCUGCUGCAGGCCGCCCUGCAGUGGCUGAGCCAGCGGCCGGACCGCCAAGCCCACGCACGCCAGCUGCUCUCCCACAUCCACUUCCCCUUGAUCCCGGCCGCUGAGCUCCAGGGCCGUGUGCUGCCAGCCGUCCGCUCGCUGCUGCCCUCGGAGGCGGCCUGUGAGGUGCUGAUAGAGGAGGCACUCGCCUACCACGAGCGGGCCAGUGCGCAGCCGCUGCUGCAGACGCCACGCUCCACGUUGCGCGGAGGCGUAGAGCGCCUCCUGCUGGUGGGCGGCGAGGUGUCGGAGCGUGGCGAGGAGUUGAGUACCGACGUGUGCCGGCUAGACGCCGACACCAGAUGGGUGGUAGAGACCCAGCUGCCGGCCCGCCGGAGUCACCACUGCGUCGCCGUCCUUGGGGGCUUUGUCUUCACAGCCGGGGGCAGCUCGUCCCGGGACAAUGGCGGCGAUGCUGCCAGCAACCUGCUGUACCGGUACAACCCACGUGACAACCAGUGGACCAAGGGCGCCCCGAUGAACCAGAGGCGUGUGGAUUUUUACUUGGGGGUAGUUGGGGACUGUUUGAUCGCCGUAGGGGGACGCAACGACAAUGGUGCUCUGUCCUCGGUAGAGGUGUACCGGCCAUUAGAGGACAACUGGACCUACGUAUCAGGACUCCCCAGGUUCACCUAUGGCCAUGCCGGCACCAGUCAUAAGAACCUGAUCUACAUCUCGGGUGGCCAUGACUACCAGAUCGGGCCAUACAGGCGGGACAUGCUGAGCUACGACCUGGUGGGCGACGCGUGGGUGGAGCGCAGGCCCAUGGGCGUGGCCCGUGGCUGGCACUGCAUGGCCUCGUUGCAUGAGCUCAUCUAUGCUAUUGGGGGCAGCGACGACCUGGAGAACAGCAUGGAGCGCUUCGACAUCCUCAGCGUGGAGGCCUUCGACCCAGCGAGGGAGCAGUGGACGCGGGUUGGCCCGCUGCUGCAGCCCAACAGUGAGGCGGCCGUGGCCUCCUGGGGCGACCGGCUCUAUGUACUGGGCGGCUACAGCUGGGAGAGCAUGGUGUUCUCAGGCGGCACGCAGAUCUUUGACCCGGCCAAGGGUCAGUGGGCACGGGGGCCCGACCUGCCCAAACGCAUCGCAGGGGCGUCGGCCUGCGUGUGCCAAGUCAAGCCCCGGCCAUGCAGCCCGGACAAAAAGAAGGUAGCGCACCAGAACAAGAGUGCAAACAGCGCCCCCCAGUGGCAGGGCAGGUGACUGACAGAGCAAAGAAAGGGGCUGUAACAGAAGACGGGCCGAAUGACGAAGACUAUUACACUGUUAACAUACCACACAAAGCACAACGUUCCUGAAACACCCCCCCCCCCAGGUUAAACCCCUACCCUGCACAGCCCGAGUACUGCGGUUUACAUUCCAUGCUGACUCCUUCAGUAUUACCCUUAAAAUGACGGUUUCUCCGUGCUUUGGGAACCUCCCCGCAUGUAACGUCCAGUGCUGCACGGAAGUGUUGUAAUGACGGCGGCGUUCAGCCUGCGUUGAGUUGUGUUUCACGCAUGUCUGUCUGUUUCUGUGUACUGUAACCUACAUGUCUUCCUUCAUUUUGAAUUUUGGCACAAAACGUCA